Messenger RNA from Trypanosoma cruzi, 2091 nucleotides. RefSeq names its product SNF2 DNA repair protein, putative. Lineage: Eukaryota; Euglenozoa; Kinetoplastea; Trypanosomatida; Trypanosomatidae. Gene Ontology annotation, biological process: DNA repair; replication fork processing. The record is from RefSeq and is a predicted model, not a curated record. The annotation marks the transcript as partial. The transcript has a single exon. Gene Ontology annotation, molecular function: ATP-dependent chromatin remodeler activity; ATP binding. Gene Ontology annotation, cellular component: nuclear replication fork.
AUGGAGCGAUUCCUUCCAGACGGGCAAAAAUACUGCAUGAACUGCAAUACUUGGCGAAGGUUUAGGUUGUCCCGAUUUGGUUGUGUUUUUGCGUGCAGUUGUACUGGUGUGUUCAUGGACUUUCAAAAGGUUUUCCGUGAUUUUGUGACCGCAGUUGCCUUGGGAGAGAGAAUUGUUGAAUUUCUUCCCGUCAUCUCUGGACGUGUUGCAACCGAUCAUAUGAAAGUUGCCCAGGUUGAGUUAGACCUGAUAAAUAAAUGUAUUCAUCUGCAGAUCAUGAACACAACACCAGAGGAUGCUCUACAUAUUCUCAAAGGGUUGCCGCUGAGCUUGGAGCAAUGGACCAAAACUAGGGAAGGUAGUUUUCGCUUUCCCAUCGACGUUCUAGACAUGCUGGUCCACGAAUUGAGAAUGUUGUCAGGCACUAAGGGAAAUCGUCUUUACGUUAAUGAUCCCUCUAGUCGAUGUAGGGAAGUGGCUUUGGCUUCAAGGGUACCCAAUCCAUUUCAUUUAAGCGAGUUGUUACCAGCGAGAUUGCUUUCUGCAUUACAUCAACAUCAAAUUGAUGGAAUUUGUAAGGCUCUGGCAUUUUGUGGCCGUGCACUUUUUGCUGAUGAGAUGGGAGUAGGCAAGACACUUCAAGCGAUUGGAACCGUUGCGGCACUCCAUGCAUUUCCGACUCUUAUUGUGUGCCCAGCUGCGUUGCGUCAUAUGUGGGUAGAGGAGGUUGAAAGGUGGCUGGCGGAGCUGAUUGAACUGGAGGACAUUCACGUUAUCACCUCCUCGAGCCAAUUUCUUUCCGUAAAUGAUGCACCCAAGGUGGUCAUUACAAGUUAUCAUAUGGCUUCCAUACUUGCGACUCAAAUGAAGAGCCGUGAAUGGUGUUGCGUUGUUGUGGAUGAAAGCCACACCCUUCACACAACACUUGACGCAUCCAGUGAUGCCCAUUACACGUCUUUGGUGUGCGAUCUUGGAAAACGAUCAAAGUAUUGCUUGCUUCUUAGUGGAACGCCCUCAUUGGCAUCACCCUUUGAUCUUUUUAAUCAAAUUGAUACUCUCUCGGAUGGUUUGCUGGGUGAAACUAGGUAUGAAUUUGCGCUGCGGUACUGUCGAACAGAAUUCUCACCCCACUUUAAGGUCUGUGAAUGUGUACGUAAUGUGGAAUUACACUCUUUACUUGUCGCAACAUGCAUGAUCCGCCGUCUCAAGUCGGAAACACUUAUUGAUUUGCCUUCCAAGCAACGGAUUCUUUUUCGUGUUCCGGAGAAGCCGAUUCAUGGUCAGCGGAAAGAAAUGUAUUUUCAGAAGGAGUAUGCGCUUAGUUGGGAGAGUAAACGUGACGAAAUAAUGGAGCUUGUGGAUUUUCUUCUAAAAAAAUAUCCCAAAGUUGUUCUUUUUGCACAUCAUAUCAAAUUGCUGGAUUGUUUAAUGGUGCAUGUGGGUAAACUGAAAGUUUCGUGGAUUCGCAUCGAUGGGAACACUCCCAUUUACUCACGGGCGGCAUCCCUCUCACGGUUUAAUCAGGGCGAUGCUCGAGUUGCAAUUAUAGGCAUUACUGCCUGUGCCGUUGGAAUACAACUGACAGCUGCAUCGUGUGCCUUAUUUGCCGAGCUCCCGCCUGACGCGACGUGGAUGCAACAAGCAGAGGAUCGGCUGCAUCGUCCUGGACAAGAGAAACAUGUUGUUUUCUUUUACAUUGUGGGGGCAAAUUCAUUUUUUGAUAGUGAGCGUUUUGCACGGCUGUGCCGGUCAUUUCAUUCUGUUCGUCGCACCACCGAUGGAGUGCCUUCUUCUCUGACUGCAAGUUAUGCAAGUCACAUUGAGCCAUUUGGUGCUGAUAUCACGGAUACAAAUUUAUCCGUUGUGAAAAUCGCAAGCACUUCCUUUAAUCUUGCGGCCUCAACACCGCUUGUGUUCCGCAUUAGUUCCAACACAGGACGCAUCCACGUGAAACAAGGCGGGAAUUACUUAUUGAGUCUCUCUCUCGAUGAAGCGCAGCAGCACUGGCUUCUCACGGACGACUUCUCACAGGAGUUAAAAAAGUUUAUAUUAAAUGUGGAGUCCUUGUCGUUGGUUGAGCGUCGCCAACUG